This is a messenger RNA of Seminavis robusta, 3555 nucleotides long. NCBI's taxonomy places the organism in Eukaryota, Bacillariophyta, Bacillariophyceae, Naviculales, Naviculaceae. The record is from the annotation of a GenBank genome assembly.
AUGGAACCUCCAGGAUCAUAUGGUUCUUCUCCACCUUCAAAGGAGACCUAUCUGAGGGAUGAUGAUGAUGAUGAUGCAUCUGUGGAGCUUGCAGUGCGAAGGCCUGAUGCCGAGACAAGUCAGGACGAUUCCCGUAGAAGGAUUGCCUCUCUUCUAGAAGCCAAACCAUUGGCUGCUGAAGACAGAGGAGAAGGUCUCCAAGAUAUUGAGUCAGCGCCUCUAGAGACUUUCAAGCAGCCGGUAGUACAGAGAUCCAUUGAUCCGGACGAUUUUGAAAUCACACCAGAGAAAUUGGCCCAAGAACGAGAAAGCUCUGCCAUUGACAUUGAUGUAGACGACUUGGCUGCUUCCGCCGGCCUUGAUCUCGACGUAGACGAAUGGGCAACCGCACUUUCACUGGUAGAUGAUUACAAGGACCCAGAAGAAGCCGUGGAAGUUCCAGCCUCGGUACUGAAGGAUGACAAUAAGAAUGAGGCUGCAAGCGAAACGGAGGGUGCGGUUGAAGCUGUCAUGGAAAAUAUGCUAUCAGAUAAUCUACGAAGACAUCUGCAACAGAAAAAAGGCCACCCAGAAAAAGAGGAUUCGAAAGAAGAAAAUAAUGAUAUUAUGUUCCCGACAGAUUACGAAAUCGAUCCGGUGGGCCUUUUGGGUGUCAGUGUUCAUCAUUUAGUCCACGGACUGCUGUCAGAAGUGGAGGAAGCUGGAUUGACCCGUGACGCCAAAAAAUAUGAGAUGGAGGAUCUCAGACAAGAAGAACACGGUGUCAUUCGUCGCAAAGGCGCAUCCGUUGUCUGCCCCAUGGAUGGUGAGCUUGGAGCCGCCUAUGUCCAUUCUUUGGGAGAUGAUCCCGAUAAAGUGGGCCCGGCCCUAUUCAUGCUUUCGUAUACCUGGGGCUACGCGAUCGGGAGUGUGGUCGACACUUUGUCGUACUUUUGCCAGGAGCAACAGCUGGACCCAAAGAGAACGUAUAUUUGGAUUUGCUGUUUAUGCAACAAUCAACACCGUGUGUAUUCCAAUAACAAAUCAGGAAAAGAGGUUCCUUUUGAAGACUUUCGAGACAUCUUCUUCGGCCGCGUCAUGGGAACCGGUCACAUCUUGGCCAUGAUGAGUCCGUGGAAUGAGCCAUCUUAUCUAUCACGCAUCUGGUGUAUCUUUGAAAUGUAUGUUGCUUGCUCCAACCAGCAAAGUGGUGUGGAGGUUACCAUUGUCAUGCCGAUUACCGAGAAAGUAGCCAUGCUGAAUGCUCUUGUAUUGACAGGCGACACGGGUGGGGUUGACAAACUGUACCAAGCGUUGUCGAACACCAGCGUGGAAAAGGCACAGGCAACACAGGAAGAAGACAGACAUCGGAUUCUACAGCUUGUAAGGGCAGGUGGAGGGACUCGAGCACUGGAUAUAAGCGUCAAUGAGCACAUGAGGAAAUGGAUCAAAACGACAGCACUGCAUUUGGUCGCAGAAAACGAGGACAAUCCCGCUGCUGCAGCGACGAUUACAAAUAUUGCAUAUCUCUUCUUCCGGCAGGGAGAUCUAGAUGUGGCGCUACGACUGCACCAAAAAACACUGGAGCUUUAUCAAUCCGUUCCUGAACCAGAUGACUAUCAGAUUGCCCUUGCUCGGUUCAAUGUUGCAUCGGUCUUGGAUGCCCAGGGAAAGGAAGAUGUUGCCUUUGAGCAGUAUACCAAAGCCUUGGGCACACUACUUCAAACGGUGGGUGAAAACCACGAGAAUACGGCAAUAUGCUACUCCAACAUGGGAGUUUGCCUGAAUGGUCAAGGCAAGAUUGACGCUGCUUUAGAACAUCACCGCAAAUCCCUUGCAAUCAACUUGAUCAUCAAAGGGGAGAACAAUCAAUAUACUGCAGCUUGUCGUUACAAUAUCGGACUUGCCCUGGAAAGGGGCGACGGGGACUACGACAAAUCGCAGGCUUUGGAAGAGUACAAGAAGUCGCUGCGUGUGCGGGAAGCUUGUCUGGGGGAGCGCCAUCCAGAUACAGCUGAGUGUUACAAUGCCAUCGCUAGAAUCUGCCUAAAACGGCAUGACCUUGACGCAGCCUUGGAAAACCAACAAAAAGUUGUCGACAUCCAUGAAACAAUCUACGGGCUAAACAGCGUCGAAACAGCAAGCGCAUACGACUCUCUAGGCGAAAUUCUCCUGCAACGCAAGGAUUUGGAGGGGGCACUGGAAAAGCAUCAGCAGUCGCUUAGUAUACGCGAGGCCAACGGAGCUAGUAUAGGUUUCACUUGUGACAAGAUUGGCACAGUGCUUAUGCUCAAAGGAGACUACGACCAGGCACUGGAGUGGCUUGAAAAGGCUGCGGCUGCUGCCCCUCCUACUGGUCUCUUGAAAAGGCUUGGAUUCAUCUACCAGCAGAAAGGUGAUUACGACAAAGCAGCUGAAUACUAUCUGGCAUGCCUUGGUAGACUUGAGGCCACCCUGCAAGCAGGACAUCCUGAUUUGGCUCGGAUACACGCUAUUCUUAUGCAAGUGUACCUGAGCCACUUGAACAAAACAGACCUCGCAAUUGAUCACAUGACAAAAGCUCGUAGGAUGUUUCAAUCUGCAUAUGGAGAAGCUCACUCUGAGCUUGUCAAUCUGUCCUUUGCAGUUGCACUGCUGUUGAAGCAAAAGAAUGAUAAUGACGCGGCCGUCAAGUACUUUGCCGAUGCUGUCUCGGUUUAUGAAAAACUCCCGACCAAAGACAAUAAAUCCUUCGACCAGGCGAUCAGAUCCUCCCAAGAGCUCGCAUCUCUUCUCUUCCAAGCCGGGGAUGCGGAGGAGGCCACAAAGCACUGUAAAAAAUGGCUUGAAAUUGUGCGGUCUCGAUUCGUCGAGCCAACGAACGUUCAGGUUGCCAAGUGCCAUCUGGAACAGGGGCGGUUCUUUCUUAUAAGGGGACUUUACCAAUCUGCCCUCGUGUCAUUUCGAGAGUAUCUCGUAAUCUACGAAAGUCUUCCAGGAGGAGCGUUGUCGCCUCUAGAAAUGGCACAGUGCUUUUACAACAGCGGCGUUGCGCUCCAGAAUAUGGGGAAUUUGGCUGUCGCAUUGCAAUUCACGAAGCAAUGCCUCGCUGUCGAGGAAGCGGCUCUGGAAAACUAUCAUCAAAGCCUUGGGCAGACACAUCGAACUAUCUUCAAGUUGGCGAAAGCGCUUGACGAGGAGGCAUUGGCCAUUCGCUCCGGGAUCAAGGCAUUGGUGAUCCAUAAGAUGCACUACGGGGAAGACCAUUCAACCACCGAUGAGGUGUCGCAAGAAUUCCAGAGCUACCUGCAGGAAUCUGGGAUGUCCGUUGUGGAUAUGAUAACUAAGGCUGUCAUAGUGGGAGUGUCGUUGGAUGAAAUCCAGUUUGCGCUCACGUCGCGAAGCUUGGAGAGUCAAGACGAUGAACAAAACACCGGCACCCAAAGCUUGGAGAGUCAAGACGAUGAACAAAGCACCGACACCCAAAAUUUGGAGAGUCAAGACGAUGAACAAAGCACCGGCACCCAGGGCGCUGGAGAGAGCGUUGAGAGCGAAGGUGGCGGGCAAAUCAGCGGCGUCCAAGAUAACGGGGAAUGA